CAAUAUAUGUCGUGUGUGAGAUAACAUCGUCAUAUGUUUGAAUAAUAAUUUGUAACGAAACAUAAUGCUUAGUGUUCGAUUAUUUCGUUUAAUUAACGAUAAACGGUUGAGCGUGCCAUUUAUACGUUGUUUCCACCAUGAAUUUAGCAAACCCGAGAUCAAAACUGGUGAAGGAGAGAAGAAAAACAACAAGACUUCCACUGGAGCCAUAACGGAGGAGUCAACGGAAUCAAUUCUUACCGGAGCAAUGAGCCAAAAAUUUAAGGUAUUUCGUGAAGAGGAAUCACCAGAAAUCAUUGAUGUUAUAGAGGAGCGUGAACGCUAUCAAACCGAAGAUGAUGCUGAUGACAUGUAUGAUGAUGCCUACAUGGGGCUAAAUUUGAAAAGAGGAAUUCAUGGUGUCUUUGACGUUGAAGAUCUGGUGGACGUUUUACGAAGAGAAAACGCCGAGGACAUCUUUGUUUGUUCAGUACCCAAAGAAUUGAAGUACGUUGAUUAUAUGGUGGUCUGUAGUGGGAGAAGUUAUCGCCAUAUGUUGGCUACGGCUGAAUUCGUACGCCGCAUAUUUAAAAUAAAAAGGCAAAAGGGUGAUACUCUACCUAAAAUUGAGGGGGAGAAAAGCCGUGAUUGGAUGGCAAUGGAUUUGGGCAAUAUUACCUUGCACAUAUUUUCACCUAAGGCCAGAGAAACCUACGAUUUGGAAUCGUUGUGGGCAAUUGGCGUACAAUUCGAUAAAGAAUUCAACAAACCAAAGGAUCCAUUAGUAGAGCUUUUUGAGAAGCAUUCUACUCUGCUGACUGACAUUAAACUUGCGAAUCAAUCAUAAUAAUUUGUGGAAUGUUGUAUGUUAUAAUUUGCAAGAAAUUGGUUUUCACAUAAAAUUAGAAUAAAAUACAUUAUGUACAUAUAUAUGAAAAAGAUUUGUGUACAAAAC
This is a messenger RNA of Stomoxys calcitrans (stable fly), 934 nucleotides long. RefSeq names its product mitochondrial assembly of ribosomal large subunit protein 1 (gene RsfS312). The record is from RefSeq and is a predicted model, not a curated record. Gene Ontology annotation, cellular component: mitochondrion. NCBI's taxonomy places the organism in Eukaryota, Metazoa, Arthropoda, Insecta, Diptera, Muscidae. The transcript has 2 exons. Gene Ontology annotation, molecular function: ribosomal large subunit binding. Bases 65 to 826 code for a protein of 253 amino acids. Gene Ontology annotation, biological process: negative regulation of ribosome biogenesis; negative regulation of translation.